AUGCUGUGCCGUGUGACCUCCAGGCUGCCAGCCAGGAUGUGGGGCAGGACUUCAGAGAAACAGUUGUGGAGAGACAAUAGUCAGACUCCUCCCCCAUGUCUUAUCCAUAGACUUGACCACAUUGUGAUGACAGUGAAGAGUAUCAAAGACACCACCAUGUUUUAUUCCAAGAUCCUCGGCAUGGAGGUCGUGACUUUCAAGGGAAACAGGAAAGCAUUAUGUUUUGGAGACCAAAAAUUUAACCUCCAUGAGGUGGGAAAGGAAUUUGAACCCAAAGCUGCUCACCCAGUUCCUGGCUCCCUGGACAUAUGCCUGAUCACAGAGAUGCCUGUGGAGGAAAUGGUCCAACACCUCAAGGCUUGUGAUGUCCUCAUUGAGGAAGGUCCAGUGCCCAGAACGGGGGCAAAAGGGCCCAUUAUGUCCAUCUAUUUCCGAGACCCUGACAGAAACCUAAUUGAGGUGUCCAACUAUAUCUCCUCAUGAUUCAGACUGGCCCUUCUCCAUUCUGUUCCCCGUGAUGCUGUGCUCUCCCUUCCUUCCUGCAAACCCUUGCCCACCCUCACAGAUCUCUAAGGAUUGAAGAUUAAAUUUUACACUUCACACCUCCUGCUGGGGGAUCCUGAGAUGGGUUUGGGACCAAACCUACACAUCUGAAUGUCCUCCAUCCAAGCUUCCUCAAUAAAUUAAUAACCUCUCAAU
Messenger RNA from Trichechus manatus latirostris (Florida manatee), 699 nucleotides. RefSeq names its product glyoxalase domain containing 5 (gene GLOD5). NCBI's taxonomy places the organism in Eukaryota, Metazoa, Chordata, Mammalia, Sirenia, Trichechidae. The coding region runs from base 1 to 483 and encodes 160 amino acids. The record is from RefSeq and is a predicted model, not a curated record. The transcript is spliced from 4 exons.